AAUCAUCAACAAGUUUCUACAUCUACCUCUACUAGUAAUUCAAGUUCAAUGCUGUGGAAAGAGUUUGAUGAAACUGUAGUGAAUUUGAUCGGAGGAUCCAACUCGUCAGUGGCAGGUAUAAUUGAAGUUGACAAGUAUUUGAAUGAACCAUUGAUCAAUCGUGCGGAAAAUCCUUUGGUUUGGUGGGCUAAGCACAAAAAUAUGUACCCACGAUUGUAUAGACUAACUAAAAGGAGACUGUGUAUUAUGACAUCAGUACCUUGUGAGAGGAUAUUUUCGAAAGCAGGCCAAGUUGUAAAUGAAAGAAGAUCUCGACUCACAACAUCAAAAAUUUCACAAAUUUUAUUUCUUAACCACAACAUGUUGUGAUUUAUAUAAUUAUAUUUA
Messenger RNA from Sipha flava (yellow sugarcane aphid), 387 nucleotides. RefSeq lists its product as uncharacterized. The record is from RefSeq and is a predicted model, not a curated record. Gene Ontology annotation, molecular function: protein dimerization activity. NCBI's taxonomy places the organism in Eukaryota, Metazoa, Arthropoda, Insecta, Hemiptera, Aphididae.